Messenger RNA from Geosmithia morbida, 585 nucleotides. Its product is annotated as HIT domain. NCBI's taxonomy places the organism in Eukaryota, Fungi, Ascomycota, Sordariomycetes, Hypocreales, Bionectriaceae. Gene Ontology annotation, molecular function: catalytic activity. The record is from RefSeq and is a predicted model, not a curated record. Gene Ontology annotation, biological process: nucleotide metabolic process. The coding region runs from base 1 to 585 and encodes 194 amino acids. The transcript has a single exon.
AUGAGCUACCCAGAACCCACAUGUCCGUUCUGCUUGAUAGCUGCAUCCCAUGCGCCCUUCACGCCCGGCUGCCCACCGUCCAACAUACCACCUCCCACGACGACGACGCCGUCCUCCUUCGUCGUUCUGUCCACCCCGUCGCUCAUUUCCUUCCUGGACAUCAUGCCCCUGAGUAGAGGACACCUCCUUCUCUGCCCGCGCGCCCACCGCACCCGCCUGACCGACACCACGCCCGCCGAGUCGCGCAGGCUGGGCGCGGCCGCGCGCCUGCUAUCCGCCGCGCUGAAGCGUGCAACCGGCGUGGCCGACUGGAACGUGCUGCAGAACAACGGCGCCGCCGCAGCCCAGGUCGUGCCCCAUGUCCACUACCAUCUCAUCCCUAGGCCGGAUAUACGUGCCCGUGGCAGGAUGAGCGAGAGCUUCACCAUGUUUGGGAGGGGUACCCGCCAGGAGCUGGAUGAUGAUGAGGCCGAGGUCCUGGCUGCCAGCAUACGACGUCAUGUUGCUGCUAUCGUGGCCGAGGAGGGAGCCGAGUUGGUUGACGACCUCGAAAUGGGGCCGUCACCAACUGAUGAGAAGUUGUGA